CACGUCAUCAGCUCUAUUGCUGAUCUCUCAACUGCUCAUACUCCCUCCAUUUACUGCUCGCACCCCAGUUCGUUCUAGCAUCGUUCUCGCUGACCACUUGAACGACAUCUCACAAAACCUGUCUCGUAAAAACCAGUGUGAGGGACCGGAUUUUUCCAUACGUCCUUCUCGUGUGUUUGCUGACGUCGACUGUACGAGAAAUCGGUGCAAAGCCUGUUGAUAUUAGACGGAGGAGAUGGCUCUAAGUGUAACAGCAUGGUCGACCUUCCGGCUCAGUUUUGCCACAUUCACUGUUGUUCAAGGGUGUGGUGUGUGGUUACCCGUAUCUAGCCCUGUCUGAGACCCCCACUUAAGGGUUACUGAUUCUUUUUGUUUUAAAAAAAAUACAUAUACUCUUCGUUAUACAUAACGCACACUGGUCGUCUCACACAUGCAAGUAGCUACAUAGAUUACACGCCAAGACAAACAUAUAUUUUUGCUUAUACACCCGAGUGGUUACUAGGCCGCCCACCCCACCGAAAACGGAAAGUAACAGUAGCAGCGGCGGUGACAAGGACGAGAGAAGAUGACUGCCCGAGGUAUAAGGAAGAAACAGAAGGCAGUGUCCCGUUCAGCCAAAGCAGGAGUGCUCUUUCCAGUCGGUCGGAUGCAGCGCUAUCUCAAGAAAGGCACGCAUAACUUCCGAAUAGGUGCAGGGGCGCCCGUUUAUAUGGCAGCUGUUAUAGAGUACCUGGCUGGUACGUAUGUAGCUGAAAUUUUAGAAUUAUCUGGAAAUGCUGCUCGUGACAAUAAGAAAAUCCGUAUAGUGCCACGCCAUAUCUUAUUGGCCAUCGCUAAUGAUGAAGAACUUCACCUUUUACUUAAACAUGUCACCAUUCCUGCUGGUGGGGUACUGCCAAAGAUCCACCCUGAAUUGCUCAGCCAGCAGAAGAGAAGAGGAGGCAAAGCAAUACAGCAACCAUCUACAUCCACUGUGAGUGGUGCAAGUACCUCCAGAUCUGGAGCACAACCACCACCAACAAAAAAAGCCAAGUUGACCAAUGCACAGAAUAGCCAUCCAGAUACAACAACUGCUGCCAGAAAACCUGCUGCUGUUCCUGCAAAUAAGGUUACUAAGACUGUUGAUAGCAAACCAAAAGGUGUCAAAGCUCGAAUAUUAAAAGAUGCUGAAAAUGUAAAGAUGGCUGCUGCAGAGAAUCUGGCUGGAUUUUCGGUUUUAUCUGAGAAGAAACUAUUCCUAGGACAGAAGAUGACAGUAUUGCAAGGAGACAUAACCAAAAUCAAUGCUGAUGCCAUCAUCCACCCAACAAAUUCCACAUAUUAUAUGGGUGGUGAAGUGGGAUCAGCCCUUGAAAAAGCAGGUGGUAAAGAUUUCACCGAAGAAGUAAAGGAACUAGCAGCCAAAGGGACCUUAACGAUAUCUGCUGUUGCAAUGUCUCGCGGCUGGAAUCUGCCUUCAAAGUCUGUCAUCCACCUGAACAGUCCAUCAUGGGGUUGCCACAAUGCCCAGAAGCUUCUCGAGAAGUCCGUGCAAAAUAUAUUUGCCACAGCCGAUAAGAAUCACAUGCGCUCCUUGGCCAUACCACUUCUUGCCGGCACAGUGAAUGGUGGAUUCCCUAAGCACACUGCAGCACAGAUCAUCCUCCGAACCAUCUCGAAUUACUUUGCAUCAGUCAUGUCAUCAUCACUGAAACAGAUCUACUUUGUGCUCUAUGACAAAGAGAGUAUCGACAUCUACUUAAAUGAGCUUGCAAAGCUGGACUAAAACCUUCAGCUGACCUGUUGCCUGCUGAACUUGCUCCUUAUACUUCAUUGAACUCCUUUGUUGUUGUUGUUGUUGUUGACGAUGAUUUUGUUAUUUUGUUUUUUGUUUUUCUGUUUUCUUUUCUUGUUAUCUUGAUGCGGAAACAGGUCUUGAGAGCAGGUGUUGACUAUAAACCUACCUUCCCCCACUCCAAGCUACAGCUGUGGGAACAUACGAGAAUGUACACAUAAAUACACACACAUACACAGAGAUCUACCAUGUGUAUACAUAAGUGUGGUGUGUGUGUAAUUAACGAUCAAGGAGAUCAGAAAUCCAAAGAGCUCUGUUUAGGAGUUAAAGAUAACUAUAAAUUAAAUAGUUAUAUUUGUAUGUGUGUAAGUAUGUGUGUGUGUAUGUUUAUAUAUAUAUUAUAUAUACAUACACACAUACAUACAUACACAUGCACACACAUAUAUGUGUGUAUUUAUAUGAAUGUAUAUAGUAGAUGAAUAGAUGUACAUACAUACACAUACACACAGUCAACAAUACUUGCAUAUCCAGAUUCACCCACAUAUGUAAAUGUUUGAAAUACUGACCAUAAUAUAUUAUUUA
Molecule: messenger RNA, 2356 nt
Organism: Octopus bimaculoides (California two-spot octopus)
Lineage: Eukaryota; Metazoa; Mollusca; Cephalopoda; Octopoda; Octopodidae
Product: core histone macro-H2A.1
Cellular component (GO): nucleosome
Molecular function (GO): DNA binding; protein heterodimerization activity; structural constituent of chromatin
Source: RefSeq, a predicted model, not a curated record